Messenger RNA from Mytilus trossulus (common blue mussel), 817 nucleotides. Its product is annotated as mucin-like protein. Lineage: Eukaryota; Metazoa; Mollusca; Bivalvia; Mytilida; Mytilidae. Bases 101 to 817 code for a protein of 238 amino acids. The transcript is spliced from 7 exons. The record is from RefSeq and is a predicted model, not a curated record.
AUCUGGGAAUAACAUUUCCAGUAUAGAAUCCGGAGCGUUCGUAAAUCUACCUUCUUUGAUAGUUGUGGUAUUAAGGAAUAAUCCGCUGAUAUGUUGUACCAUGAUAGAUUUUAUUGAAUGGGCACGAAAUCAAACCAGGGCAAACGUUAUUGGAAUAUGCCAUGAUUUCAACACAACUACUAAUAUCAACAGCUUUAAUUUAACAAGAUGUUCAGUUGACGGGCAAUGGGGCUCCUGGUCGUCUUCACCAUGCUCUGUCUCAUGCGGCGAGGGUAUUGGUAAUAGACAAAGAAUCUGUGACAGCCCAAAGCCCUCUGUCAAUGGAAAAGAUUGUGUUGGACCUAGUAUGGAAACAAUGAUCUGUAACUUAGGAGAAUGUCCAGUUGACGGGCAAUGGAGCUCCUGGUCGACUACACUAUGUUCUGUGUCAUGCGGGGAUGGUAUUGGUAAUAGACAAAGAAACUGUGACAGCCCAAAGCCUUCUGUCAAUGGAAAGGAUUGUGUUGGACCUAGUAUGGAAACAAUGAUCUGUAACUUAGGAGAAUGUUCAGUUGACGGUCAAUGGAGCUCCUGGUCGACAUCACCAUGCUCUGUCUCAUGCGGGGAUGGUAUUGGUAAUAGACAAAGAAUCUGUGACAGCCCAAAGCCUUCUGUCAAUGGAAAAGACUGUGUUGGACCUAGUAUGGAAACAAUGACCUGUAACUUAGGAGAAUGCCUAGAAUCAUGCAAAGAAUCAGACAAAAAAUCAGCAGAAAAGGAAGCAAUAUCAAUAGAACCAACAAUAAGCAAAUGCCAUAAUACACAGCAAGCUAUAUAA